AUGUUCUAUUCGCCAGCGUAUGUGGUUAAAUAUCAGAUAUACCUUCUCAUAGAAUCAUCCGAAUUCCAUUUCGGUAUUCAUGAAAUGAGUGAAAGUUCAGUACGAGAAUGGUUUUCUCUGAAGAUCUUGAUAUACAUAGCAUUUAGAAUUGUCAAUUUCCCAACAAAGGUCAAUUGCUGGUACUGCAACGAAAAUUCAUACCUGACAUACUAUACAACGGGAAUAAAAAAGGAUUGGAAAUGUUCCUAUUGUGAAAAUCAUAAUGUGUUUGAUGAGCAAGGAGAGAUUGUAGAUACAUUUGCUGCAAUGUACGAUCCAAGCCUUAAUCGUCCAGCUGUACCACAUCAUAAUUUGAACCCUAUCAUAAAAACACCUUACAAGUUAUGCAAUACAUGUGCUCGUAACCAAGCCUGGAUUUGCGACAAAGUGAGGGAAUUCAUCAAAGAACCAAAUGACCCUGACUAUAAGCGUUCACUCGAAGAAGCGGACAUCUACAAGGCUGCGUUGGUAAAAAAAUAUAGAUUGUGCAAGGACUGUCAACUUGCUGCUACAAAUGCUCUGGAUGAACAAAGAAAAAUGAUGCGAAGAUGGUGGCUUGGUGUCUUGCAUAAACGACUCCCCAAUUAUCGUUUUGCUAUAAAACCUGCCACACGUACUUAUCUUCAACAUGGUGCAUUAUGGGUAACCCUACAUGCGUGGACAAUAUUAUUGUGCUGUUUUGCUUAUUCGAAUACGUCUCGACCUGAACCAGAAGGAACUAUUAGAGAAAGGGUUUUGUCGGAUUUAAUGAAUUGCAAGGAUGAAUUCCUAAAUAUCUUACAAGCCAUCACCUACAUGUGGUACCGGCCUCAGGAAGAAAUUGGGAAUUAUAUAUAUUAUGUUUUAGAAUGGGUUAUAGACGAAUUGGAUUUCUCUAUUCGUUUCGGGACAAGAGUUUUGGCCUGUGUAGCUUCUCUUGAUAAUAAAAGCAAAGAGAACAACUGUGUCUGGAAAUCUGAGAUCCCCGUACUACUACAUAUCAUCGGCUGCGUGCUUUCCAUAUGGAUAUUCUGGCACCCUUGGGUCUCAAGGCUGAGAUAUCAAUACGACUUUCGCCUAAAAAACUGGAAGUUUUACAAGAAUACCCAAAGAUUUAUUCAUGUGUGCCGUCUUGCUCUGCUAAUUUUGGCUCGUUAUGCAAGCAACGCGACUGUCCAUUUUGCUAUGAAAGCGGCAAGGAUCUGUAUCCCAUGUGUAUUGGUUGUAUCUAUUCUAUCGGUAAAAAUACUUCCUGUUGGAGGUUGGCCAUCAAACAAGCUGGGGUUCAUACCUAAUACAGGGAAUAAAUUCAUUUCAGAACCAAUCGACGAUGAACCUGAAGAUGUAAUUAAAAAAACAGAGGCUAAAAAGACGCCGGUUGUCUUGAGUCCUUCAGUGAGUAAUUAUGAGCCAAUGGAGGUUGAUGAUAUGGAAGAAAGAUACGACAUAGAACAAAAGCUGCGACAAGGAAAGGCCCAAGACGACGAAACGCUUGCACAUGGAGUCAAGUUUGGUCUUUGUUUAGAAUAACCUGAUGCAAUUCAAGCUUCAAUCCAGUUUAGUUUCUUUUUUUAUGAGAGGCUCUUUUCUUAGUACUCAUAUGUAUAUAUACAAUCCAAAACAAUAAUGUUAAAUAAAACCAAAUAAAAUUAAAUUUGCGAAUACAGAUCGCCCUUAUUCAAAA
This is a messenger RNA of Phycomyces blakesleeanus NRRL 1555(-), 1702 nucleotides long. RefSeq lists its product as hypothetical. The transcript has 8 exons. Gene Ontology annotation, biological process: nuclear inner membrane organization. Gene Ontology annotation, cellular component: nuclear inner membrane; mitotic spindle pole body; microtubule organizing center attachment site. The record is from RefSeq and is a predicted model, not a curated record. NCBI's taxonomy places the organism in Eukaryota, Fungi, Mucoromycota, Mucoromycetes, Mucorales, Phycomycetaceae. The coding region runs from base 1 to 1548 and encodes 515 amino acids.